AUGACUGGGUUGUCGGAUUCUUUCGAGACGAGGAUUGCGGCUCGCCGUGCGUUGGGAGGGUCUGGUGCUGUGGGAGCAGCGGCGGUGAUACUUCAGGAUGCUACUGUGCAAAUUCGGGAGGAGGGGAAAGAGGACCAGUUGGUCCGUCGUCGCAGGUUAAAAGGCACCGAGAUGGAGGAGACUGCCGAGGCCGAUUUCAAAACGCUGAGCAAGCCGGCGACUCAUUUUGGGUCUAGGGACGAAGGUAGUGGUGGUGUCUUUGAGAUGCUACUGGGUGCUAAGAAGGAUGAGAUACUUCGAGAGGCAGUAUGGGUAGUUUGCAACCUAUGCGCGGGUGGUACGCCGGCCCAGGUCCGCUAUGUUGUUGAGCACUACAAGGGCAUUACGGCGACAUGUACAGUGCUGGACGUGAGGGAUUCUAGGAUGGUCCAAGUGGUGUUGGAGGCCAUCGAGGGCAUUUUAAAGGUGGGAUGCGAAGUCCAGGAGGAGACGGGAGAGAGCACAAACCGAUACCUAGAAAUGUUGGAGGAGUGUGGAGGCUUGAGUAGGAUAGAGGAACUGCAAAAAAACGGCAGUAAGGGAGUGUAUGAGAGGGCGGCCAGCAUUCUCGAGGGGCUGGCGGGGGUCGACUGGGAGGUUGAGUUGUUCAUGGCCGGUAGGAGACUCGUUGACUGCAGCUUGAAGGACCUUCUUGGUGACCAACAGAUCGCUUGGUGGCUGGUCGGCUAUGGUUGUGAUUCCUACAUCACUGGCUGUGGUGACACUAUUGGUGAUGGGGAUAGGAGCAGUGUAGGAUGGAGUGUCUAUGGUGACGGUCUGUGUGACGGCUUUGUAGAACCCCUUGACCCUGCUCACAAAUUACUGUUCCCUGGGCUUCAGCGGAAAACUGAUGGAGAUAUUGUGGCUUGGGAGAGGCGUGUUGAGACGCCUGAAAUUGAGGAUACGGGACAGCGGCCGGAGGGUUCGUGGGGAGGAGGACGGCUGGGGUCUGUUACUCCGCGUAACCCAUUGGAGUCUGGCUCUAAGGUGAAGAUGAGCAUAGGCUCGUCGGGGACGACUAAGGCCAGUUUGAAGGAAGGUGCCCCGAUGGAAACACCGGAUGCUACUCCUAUGAAGUGGGCCGACACGGUUGGGUUGGGGGAGAAGGUCCUAGGGGCAAGGCUAGGGCCGGUCCUAGGCACCUUCCUGCAUGUGGAGUAUCCUACAGCGGAGGAAGAGUUGUCGGAGGACGAACGGCCCGGGGCAUCUCGACAGGGCAGUAUCGAGGCCUCGGUGCUGAGCGGGUCGGAGGAGUUAUCAGUAGCGAAAGCUGGGGACAGUAGUGACUCCCGGGAGGCUGAUGUGGGCAGGAGAAGAAGGCGGUUCCGAAGGCGACGGAGCAUCAGUGAUGCAGACCUUACGUACACAGCGUAUUUGGCUGAGCUGGCCAUGGACCAGGAUGGAGGCGGCUCGCUGGAGUCUGAUGAUAUGCUAUCGAGUGAUGCUAGAGAGGCGCAUACGCUCCCUCCGGGAGAUAGCUGCAGCGAGGUGGACGACGCUGCGGCACUUGGAAGUCAAGAGCGUGCUCGGGAUGGCCAAGCUAAUCGUUCUGUUGUAGCUGUGCCAGAGAGGCGAUUGAAUCCAGACGCUCCUGAGUUCAUACCGCAAUACCUCAGUCGGUCAUGGCUCUCCAUGAAGGGUCCACCUCCGGGCAUCGGCCAGCGGAGGACGGGUGGCUUGUGGGAACCUCGAGUGUUUCGGUAA
Molecule: messenger RNA, 1743 nt
Organism: Perkinsus marinus ATCC 50983
Lineage: Eukaryota; Perkinsozoa; Perkinsida; Perkinsidae
Exons: 15
Coding region: 1-1743 (580 amino acids)
Biological process (GO): NLS-bearing protein import into nucleus
Cellular component (GO): nucleus
Molecular function (GO): nuclear import signal receptor activity
Source: RefSeq, a predicted model, not a curated record